GAGAAAAAUGCUGGCAAAGUCAUCGAAAAAGAAUCAAAUUGCUAAUUAUAAGAUACAAAUUUGUAAGAUUACUUGGCUUAACUGAUUCAGUUUUUUAUCACGUUUAUUAAAUUCAGAAUCUUUGAGUUGUUCUCCCUCGGGAACAAGAAGACUUUGCAAAACACGCCCACCAAGUCUCUGAGCUCUGUGUUAAAACCCAAAAUUGGAAGCUUCAGAGCACAAAUGGUUGCUGAUCAGCAAGAACAAGAAGUCAACAUGAUCCCUGAAGUCAUAUUAAACUCCUCUUCUGGAAAACCGCGAAUGCCGGUGAUCGGCAUGGGCAUGGCAGCUGAACCUUUGGAUGAAGCUGCCAUGAAAUGGGCUGCUCUGGAGGCCAUCAAGCUUGGUUACAGAGUGUUCGACACGGCCACCCUUUACAAAUCAGAGAGGCCUCUAGGAGAAGCCAUAGCAGAAGCUGUAAAACUCGGCCUUGUCGCCUCUCGCCAAGAAAUCUUCGUCAUUUCAAAGCUCUGGAUCACCAACGCUCAUCCUCACCUUGUCAUCCCUUCUCUGCAAAAUUCUCUCAGGAUCCUUCAAAUGGAGUACCUUGACCUGUAUCUCAUCCACUGGCCUAUCAGUGCCAAGCCUGGAAAAGUUGAAUUCCCAAUUCCUGAAGAUGAAUUGCAACCGAUGGACUUCAAGUCUGUUUGGGCAGCCAUGGAAGAGUGUCAGAGACUUGGUCUCACCAAAGCCAUUGGAGUCUGCAACUUCUCCUGCAAGAAGCUUGAGAACAUACUCUCUUUUGCCACUAUCCCUCCUUCAAUCAAUCAAGUGGAGGUAAACCCUUUCUGGCAACAGAAGAAACUCAGAGAUUUCUGCAAGGCAAAUAAUGUCACUGUAAUGGCAUACUCACCUUUGGGAGCAAAAGGAACUCGUUGGGGCACCAAUCAAGUUAUGGACAAUGAGACAUUAAAGGAGAUUGCUAAAGCUCAUGGCAAGACUGUUGCCCAGGUUUGUCUGAGAUGGGCCUUUGAGCAAGGGGUGGCUUUUGUUGUUAAGAGCUUCAACAAAGAGAGGAUGAAGCAGAAUCUGCAGGUUUUGGAUUGGGAAUUAACACCGGAUGAUUACAUUAAGAUCAACAAAAUUCCUCAGCGAAGAUUACUACCUAAAUUGAAACUGAUAUCGCCUAAUGGACCCUUCAAGUCCUUGGAUGAUUUAUGGGAUGGGGAGAUUUAAUCAUGUAUAAAUUUGUUUAUCAGGCAUCAAGUAGAAGAGCAAGAGUAUGAAUUGCGUUGUUCAUGCCUGAAAUGAAUCUAAAUUAUUAUGCCAAUUUGCAUAUUCAUUUGGGUACUAUUCUCUCCCUACAAAAAGAUUCAAACAAAUCUUGUGAAUGAACUCAUUUUUUGAGUA
This is a messenger RNA of Carica papaya (papaya), 1389 nucleotides long. RefSeq names its product non-functional NADPH-dependent codeinone reductase 2-like. The record is from RefSeq and is a predicted model, not a curated record. NCBI's taxonomy places the organism in Eukaryota, Viridiplantae, Streptophyta, Magnoliopsida, Brassicales, Caricaceae. Gene Ontology annotation, molecular function: oxidoreductase activity, acting on the CH-OH group of donors, NAD or NADP as acceptor.